ACUUCAUUUUGAUUGGUUUUUAAAACUUGUUUACGUUAGAAAUUGUGAUUUCAAAUGUAAUGUGAUUGACAGCACGCAAUUAAAGUUGUCAGUGAAGUUUUCGUAAAUUUGUUACAAUGGUGCGAUAUGCUGCACUUAAAGGUUUAUACGAUUUGGAAAAGACUAUUGGAAGUGGAGGUUUUGCAAAAGUUAAACUUGCCACGCAUAUCGCAACCGGUGAAAAAGUUGCUAUUAAAAUCAUGGAUAAAACAGCGUUAGGCGAUGACUUACCAAGGGUUAAACUGGAGGUUGAAGCUUUAAAAACUUUGUUGCAUCAACAUAUAUGUAGAUUAUAUCAAGUAAUAGAAACAGACAGUCACUACUUUAUGGUAAUAGAAUAUUGCUCAGGUGGAGAGCUCUUUGAUCAUAUAGUUGAAAAAAAUAGGCUGAGUGAAACAGAAUCACGAAAAUUCUUUCGGCAAAUUGUUUCUGCAGUAGCUUAUUUACAUAGUUUAGGAUAUGCUCAUCGUGACUUAAAACCGGAAAAUGUUCUGCUCGAUAGGGAGGAAAAUUUGAAGCUUAUAGACUUUGGAUUAUGUGCUAAGCCAAAAAAUGGAAUUGAAUCACAUUUACAAACUUCUUGUGGCUCCCCAACAUAUGCUGCACCAGAACUUAUAUUAGGGAGAAAAUAUUUAGGUUCAGAAGUAGAUAUCUGGAGCAUGGGAGUCCUUCUUUAUGCAUUGCUCUGUGGUUUUCUACCUUUUGAUGAUAAUAGCAUAGAGAGCUUAUAUAGAAAAAUCCUUAGUGGCAAGUAUGAUGAACCAGGCUGGUUAUCAAGUAGUAGUAAAAGGCUGAUACGAGCAAUGUUACAAACAGAUCCAAAGAAAAGGAUUACUAUUCAGGAAUUGUGCAAUCAUCCGUGGAUUACAGCAGGAUUUCUUAAUCCUGUCUCUUUUGCUCAUAAGACUAAUUUUGAAAAAGACGAUGAUGUGCUAAGUACUAUGUCUGCAAUAUGUAGUGAACAUACUUCAGAAAUAUGGAAAAAACUUGUAAAAAGCGAUAGGACUGAUUACAGAACUGCCACAUAUCUUUUACUCUUAGAUAGGAAACUUCGUGGCCUUUCACUUAGGAUAUCAUCUUCUGCAAAGUCUCAGUUUAGAUCCGAGUGUGAGGGAGGACUCAAUAUCUUAACUAAACUUAAUUAUUCUCCAAGAAGUAAACCUGGUAAGAAGUCACCAGUAGUGGACACCACAUACAAUGUUUUACCAAAAACACCUGAAACUGCGAACAAUUUUAUGGAACCACAUGUACCUGGUAGAAAACGGCUUCGCAGUAAAGAAGUAGACGAUGCGUACUCUCCUGUUCCUGCAAAAAGAGUUGCAGAGAAAGAUAGGCUUCUUUCUACUCCAACUCAUACGCCGAUAUCCGAUUCAAAGGGAUCUCAAUCAUCUACACCAGGAAGCGCAAGGAAAGUAAUGAUGGGUUUGGAACGAGGUCUAAAUCGUGUUCGCUGUGUUCUUACGCCUAAGAGGCGCGUUAAAAAUGAAAAUACUGAUCCGGAUCAACCAAACAUACUCUCUGGAAAAGGUCUUUAUAACGUAUCAUCGACAUCCAGCGACGAUCCAAAAUAUGUUCUGUCGCAAUUACGUCGGGCACUUCGUCGUAAAGGAAUUAUGUGUCAUCAAAAAGGAUUUAUUCUUCAAGGAGAAACAGAAGAUUGUACAGAUGAUGAUAGAGAUACGGUACGGCCAUUUUCAUCUAGGAAUGCCUGCUCCUUCGAGUUGGAAGUCUGCUUAUUGGAGGGCGUUUCAGACGAUAAAUUAGUCGGUAUUAGAAGGAAAAGAUUAAAGGGUAACGCGUGGGUGUAUAAACGAGUAUGCGAAGAAGUUCUUGCUCUGGCAGCUGAGGAUCUCUCCGCGGAACCGGAAGGCUCCACGGAAUCAAAAUGUCCGAUUUAAAGUCUUCCUACAAUUUGUUAACGAACAGGACUGUUCUGAUCUCCAUUAUGUUAAAUAGAUUUUUAUACGCAGCGUAAAUAUAAAAAAUAACUAUCGCAUGUACACUUCCGACAAAUACGUUUGCGACAGCUUCAAAUCAGUAACAUAUCUUUAUACGUCUGUAAAGUAUAUUUUCUUGGUAGAAGAAAUAAUUAUAGGAGAAAUAUUACGUCCACGUAAAACUUAACAGUAAAUAUUUCUCUACAUAUAUCUAUAAUUCUGAUUAAAAUUAGGAUUAAUUAAUCGUGUAAUAUUGUUAUAUAUUUAGGGUCAGGUAAAUUAUAAUAUAAUUUUCUACGGUUAGUAUAGCAUUACAGCAAUAAAAUAUAUUUUAUAAACGGAGAGCUGCGAUCUCCGAAACAAAGGACAAUUAAUACGAAAAUAUAUAUAUUUUCACAAAUAAAUGUUUUAACCCAUUUAGUUCUUUAAGGAUCCCUUCGGUUAAAAAUUCAUGUCGGAAACAGUCUCAUAGUACAAAGAAACUCUUUACAAAAGACUGUUACCAGCCCUUUCUGCCGGAAUAUGUAAAGCUCCAUUUUGCGCUCACUUCGCGGAUAUAAAAUAUCGCGGCUCGUUUGAACCAUCUGUUCUCGGCAUGGACAAGCGAAGUUAUAAAAUCACCACAAAUCGAUCAGCAUAAAAUGGAGCCGCGCGUGCACUUUGUUUUAUGGCAACCGACCUUUUAUCUUUGCCCGCUCACAUAAUCGCCGACCCACGGCCGUAUUCUCGGCGAAGUUCGAUCGGUUCGGUCCUUUUUCUUGGACAUCGAUCGAAACAAAGCCAGAUGCUCAGACAAUUGAGCUGUUCUCUUGAAUAGUAGCGAAGUCGAGAAUAAAGGAAUGUUCAGUUUUUCUUUCAAGGAUCUGGGCUGUUAUAUUGAAUAGAGUGAUGUACAUAUUAGAUUGUUAGAUUAGACUGUUAGAUUAUAAGCAAUGUUACUAUUAAAUUAUGAGCAAUGUACUUACUGUAAAAUUAUAAGUAAUGUAUUUACUAUAAGAUUGUAAGCAGUGUACUUGCUAUAUGAUUAUAAGCAAUGUACUUGCUACAUGAUUAUAAGCAAUGUACUUGCUAUAAGAUUAUAAGCAAUGUACUUGCUAUAAUAUUAUAAGCAAUAUACUUACUAUAACAUUAUAAGCAAAGUACCUACUAUAAGAUUACAAGCAAUGUACUUACUAUAAGAUUACAAGCAAUGUACUUACUAUAAGAUUGUAAGCAAUGUACUUGCUAUAAUAUUAUAAGCAAUGUACUUGCUAUAAUAUUAUAAGCAAUGUACUUGCUAUAAGACUAUAAGCAAUGUACUUACUAUAAGGUUGUAAGCAAUGUACUUGCUAUAUUAUUAUAAGCAAUGUACUUGCUAUAAUAUUAUAAGCAAUGUACUUACUAUAAGAUUAUAAGCAAUGUAUUUACUAUAAGAUUGUAAGCAAUGUACUUGCUAUAAGAUUAUAAGCAAUGUACUUACUAUAAUAUUAUAAGUACAAAAUCAAAUAUUGAUUUAACCUAAAUGCAGUAUAAUGUAAAUAGGAUUGAAAGGUAUUUUGCAUAAUUAUAACACUUCUGAGAAUAAGAAAAUGGCGACAACCGUGAUGAAUAGUAACAAGUAGUAAUACUAAUGCGUUGCACGCAUUAGUGUUAGAUUAAUUAAACACGUUAUUUCGUUAAAUUGAUGAAACGGCGCGAAGACAAAAAGCAAGGACAGCCGUAUAAAUGAAGCAACCGUGCAAGAUGUAAACCUAAGUCAUCCGGGCAUAAAUUACAAUUAACCGUAGCACAUAGGUGCACUUGCGUGAGCGCAUGCACGUGCAGCUUACGGUAUUAAAUUCAUCUUGUAUUUUAUCGAGAACGAUGAAUAACGUUGGGCUACCACAGGAUAAGGCGUCCAGGCCCCAUGAACGACUUUUAUAUAUCUCGUACAAUCGGAGAUAUUUGCAGACUAAUAAUUAAGCUGUCUAACGAUUAUUACGAUGCGAUUUGCAUAACGAAGGGCUCGCGGUAACGUGUAAUUUCUGGAGGAAGGAUAUUCUAAAAGGUUCUAUUUAUGACAUCCUUCGAAAAAGGAAAACCUGUCUUGAAAAUACAUUACGGGACGAAUCUUAUUCUCUUAUCACUUCGUGUAUUGUAAAUUGAAUUUAAUUAUCUUGUUC
Molecule: messenger RNA, 4117 nt
Organism: Megachile rotundata (alfalfa leafcutting bee)
Lineage: Eukaryota; Metazoa; Arthropoda; Insecta; Hymenoptera; Megachilidae
Product: maternal embryonic leucine zipper kinase
Biological process (GO): protein phosphorylation; intracellular signal transduction
Cellular component (GO): cytoplasm
Molecular function (GO): protein serine/threonine kinase activity; ATP binding
Source: RefSeq, a predicted model, not a curated record